UUCGUGACGCGCGCGUGACGAACGUUCGCGAACGACGCGUCGAGGACCACCGACGCAUCGAAGCAUCGAAGCGAGAGAACGAACGCGCUUCACGCGCGAACGCACGAAGCGCGGUUCACGCGCGGUCGAGCGCGGGACACGCGCGAGCGCGACCUCAGGAGGCGAAUUGACAUUCGCGCGUGGGAAUUAAUUCAACGACGAGAGAAGCGACCAUGGCGGGCGCGCGACGCGCGCCUUCGAAGAGAUCGAGCUCGAAGAAGUCGGCGCGAAGCACGCGCUCGAGCCCGAAGUCUAAACUUCCGAGUUUGCCGAAGAUCGGGAAUCCGUUGACGACGCUCGUGAAUUUGAACGUGCUCGGAAACGCGAAGGCGACGGCGACGAUGCUGACGUCGGUGAGCGGGUUGAAGACGUUUUUGGAACGACUCGGGGCGUACGGUGCGGCGACGUCGAUCGCGUACGCGGGCGUGCCGGAGCUCGGUGGACGAGGCACGGCGGCGAUGUUUAAGUCGCUCGGGUUGAAGGGAGCGUCCGGGCCGUUGGCGCCCGUCGGCGCCGCGUGGUUCGGCGCGCACUGGAGCUUCGUGCAGUUUCUCAUCGGUUUCGGCGCCAUCUUGGGCAUCGGGUCGAACAGUGACAUUCCGGCGCUCUUCACCGCUAUGAGCUUAUUCUUAUGCGGUAACACCAUGAUCGCCGGCUCUUCGCACGGCGUUCGCGAUGUGUUCAUUCGCAACGCCAUGGCGUUCAAGUACUCGAACGCCAUUCUUUUGUUGCUCACGACGCGCAAGGCGCGCGGCUACUUUUCUUCCAAGCAAGCCGCCGCGCUUCGCAAGCUCGCGAUCGCUGUUCCGGGCUUGAUGAUGAGCUUCCUCAUGAUGCAAGGCUCGUCCAUGGCCAAGUUCACCGCCGCCGGCAUGACCGGUCCGGGCGUCCUCGGCCCGGUCGCCGGCUUGAUCUUCCACCCGCUGCACCACGUCGUCAGCACGUGCGUCGCCUUGGGCUACAUCUCUGGCUACUCCACCCGACGCGCCGCGUUGUUCUUGUGCCUCGAGCUUCUCAUCGUCGCCACUUCUUUGGCGCCGCAAAUGGUUCAGCCCUGGGGCCGCGCUCUGAGCGCCAUGCACCUCGGCGCCGCCAUGGUUUUCAUGCGCGAGUGCACGCCGACGAACUCCUUCAUUCCGAAGUUGUAAACGUCGUCGCGACGACGCGCGAGCCACCCCAUUCGCGAGCAUCACGGGCGAUGGCGCGAAUGAAACAAUAAACUUUCACUCAUUACCACGAAGAAUCCCGUUCUUCGAGUAGAGAUUUUCCCACGGUCUAUCUAUCGCUAGCGUCAAGCCGCGACGCGUCUCGGCGUUUUCUCAACGCCGGCGUCCUUCGCCGCACAACGCGAGUCGUUGUAAUAACUCAACAAAGUUCUCAACAAGCGG
Ostreococcus lucimarinus CCE9901 is the source of this 1427-nucleotide messenger RNA. RefSeq lists its product with no specific name. The transcript has a single exon. The record is from RefSeq and is a predicted model, not a curated record. Lineage: Eukaryota; Viridiplantae; Chlorophyta; Mamiellophyceae; Mamiellales; Bathycoccaceae. The coding region runs from base 213 to 1187 and encodes 324 amino acids.